UAUGGAUUCAAUUUUCGGCUUAUAAGGAGGUGAUUUUGUAAUUGUUGCAUGCGAUGGUAGCAUUGCUCACAGCAUUUUAAAAAUUAAGGAAACUGAAGAUAAAAUUCUUAAACUUGAUGAUCAUAAGAUUUUUGGUAUUUCAGGUGAAGGAGCUGACAGAAAUUCUUUUGGUGAAUUAGUACAUAAGAAUCAUUCUCUUAUAAGAUAUAAAACAGGUGCAUACAUGAAUCUUAAAGAAACUGCUCAUUUUGUUAGGUAUUGUAAUUAAUAAAUCAUUAAGAUCCAUGUAUGCUUAAGCCAUCAGAUCAAGAGAUGGCCCUCAUUAAUGUAAUGGCUUAUUAGGAGGAGUAGAUUCAGAUGGUACACCUUCACUUUAUUGGCUUGAUUAUUUGGGAUCUCUAUAAAAGAUUACAAGAGGAGCUUAAGGGUAUGCAAAUUACUUCCUAUUGGGUUUGUUGGAUAACUAAUAUAAACCUGUAUUUAAUUGAUUAUUAUAAUAAGAAUUUAACAAAAGAAGAAGGAAUUGAAAUAAUAAAGAAAUGCAUUAAAGAAUUAUAAACCAGAUUUCUGAUUGCUUAAAAUAAAUUCAUCGUUAAGAUUGUUACCAAAUAAGGAAUUGAAACAUUCACAUUAUGAAC
Messenger RNA from Paramecium pentaurelia, 638 nucleotides. The record is from the annotation of a GenBank genome assembly. NCBI's taxonomy places the organism in Eukaryota, Ciliophora, Oligohymenophorea, Peniculida, Parameciidae.